UUUUUCUUAUUUUUGUAUUUUUGUUAAUUCUGAUUUUUGUAUUUUUUGUAAUAUCUUUAAUAUUCUGAUUUUUAUUUUUGGUUAUUAUGAUUUUGUAUUUUCCUAUCGGUGAUGUUCUGAUUUUUGUAUUUUAUUUGUUCUGAUUUUUGUAUUUUAUUUGUUCUGAUUUUUUGUAUUUUAUUUAAUUCUGAUUUUUUGUAUUUUAUUUAUUCUGAUUUUUGUAUUUUUAAAUUCUGAUUUCUUUUAUUUUAUUAAUUUUGGUUUUUGUAUUUUUAAAUUCUGAUUUCUUGUUAUUAUUUUAUUCAGAGUUUCUUCUUAUUUUAUGUCUUUCAUUUGUGUUUUCCUUUUAUGUAUUUUCUCAUUUAAUAUUAAAAUUAAAAUACAUUUUUCUAAAUUUGUAUUUUUUCCCUUUUAAUUUUCAGAAUUAAUAAAUUAAGCAACCUUAUGAUUUUUAAUUUCAACAAUAUUCUCACCAUUAAAAUUGAGGCAAUUUGUGGUUGUCCCUGCUGUUCUUGUCCUUGUCCUUGAUUAACAGAAUUUUAUCUUUAAAAAGAACAAGAUGCACUUUCCCUUUUACGAUUCAAGCGAUCUUUGCGAAAUUAGUUCAAAUGAGAAAAUUGAAGAAAAGGAUGAUGAGCAAAAAUCGAAUCCUAUUAAUUUUGAUGUGGAAAUUGAUACAGAUACGGUUAUUGUAGGAAAUGGCCCAGCAGGAAUUUCCCUUUCUGCAAUGCUUGCAGGAUGGCAUCCAUUCUAUAACAAUUCUGUUGGGUUUGGGUUCCGAAGCCUUUCGAGGAUUAUACAAAUUCUACUCUUUAAAUAA
Messenger RNA from Meloidogyne enterolobii, 820 nucleotides. Lineage: Eukaryota; Metazoa; Nematoda; Chromadorea; Rhabditida; Meloidogynidae. The record is from the annotation of a GenBank genome assembly.